CACACAAAAAUUGUGUGCCUCUCAGGUACAGUGAAAUGGCGCGAAGGGUACAAAAUGAUUGAGUUUGUUUGGUUGGUUUAAGGUUUUUCUGAUGAUCCCGAUUCUCGCGCUUGCUGCUAUGACCGAUUUUGCCGGUCACCCGGUCGUGUUAGCUUAACCUAUAUGGGGAUUAAUCUAUUGUAUUGUGCAGAAUGGGAAGGGUAAAGCUAAAGAUAAAGAGGUUGGAGAAUACAAAUGGUCGUCAAGCGACCUAUGCGAAAAGGAAGCAUGGCAUCAUGAAAAAGGCUAAUGAGUUAUCCAUACUAUGUGACAUAGACAUUGUUCUUCUCAUGUUCUCACCAAGUGGCAAGCCUUCAGUAUGCAGGGGAAUGCGCAGUAGCAUUGAAGAGGUCAUUGCAAAAUUCGCACAACUAACACCACAGGAAAGGGCAAAAAGGAAGUUGGAAAGCCUUGAAGCACUCAAGAAAACUUUUAAGAAGUUGGACCAUGACGUGAAUAUACAAGAAUUUCUUGGUACAAGUACCCAGACAAUUGAGGAUCUGACUAACCAAGCGAGGUCAUUAGAGACUCAACUUGCUGAAAUAAACAAAAGACUCAGCUAUUGGACUACUCCUGAUAAGAUCAACAGUGUAGAACAUUUGGGGCAAAUGGAAGAUUCACUUAGGGAAUCACUUAACCAAAUUCGAACACAUAAGCAGGAAAAUCUACAAAAGCAGCAACUUAUGUCAUUAGAAUGCAGUAGUCAGUUCCAAAAUGGGAUGCAUAUGCCCUUCAGAAUAGGUGCUGAACAACAGCUCCAACCUUUAUCGUGGCUUCCUAAUAAUGACAGCCGGCAAAUAAUAUUUCCCGAGGACCCAAACUUGCUUCCCCAUAGAGAUGUGGAGUGCUCUGCAAGUUCCUCCCUUGGGAGUUAUUCUGGUUACUUUGGCACGGGUAAAAAUUCAGAGAUUCCUAAUUCUGGGCAAGAACAUGGCUUGCUGAAUCAGUUAACUAGAAAUGCCCCUCUGAGGCUACAACUGGGUGGGCAAUAUCCUUACCUCCCAUACAAUGUCAAUUUGCUGAAUGAUACUAAAUUCCAACCAGCAGCACAGAUGAACCAACAAGAAGACCCUUUGGAAUAUCAUGUUAGUGGAAAUUUUGGAACUUCUAGACCAGGGUAUGAGACUACUCAUCAUGGUUGGGCUUCCACAUCUGGGUCUAGUGUUGUUAAUAUGUUUGAUGAGCAUUUAUAUCCCCAGCAACCAAACUGAGAUCCAAGAGUUAUCUAACCUUUUAUUCUCAGAUGGAAUGACUGGAGAACUUGGAUCAAGCUACUAAUCCCCUAAGAAUUUUUUUCCAAUGGUUAAAUUUUGAUGAAACAUCGGAGGCAACCACCAGCCAAUGACAUAUAGCAUUAGCACAGCAUGAGUGCCCCAACAUUAAUCACUGGCAGAAGGAAUGUUGCUGGCUCCGUCAAACGAGGCACUGCCCUUGUGAUAUCAAAUGUUCUAUACAAAUUAUACAUUAACUUUAGGUCUGUAGGGUUGUUUUUGCUGCCUCCUCAUCUUUGGGUGUCAAGGAUACUAAUAGCAGCCCAAAUGUGCCAUCCCUUGCUCCUUCUUAGUAACAUGAGCUGUAAAUAAAACUACAUAUGGCAGUGAUAUUAACCCAAAAUCACAUAUUUGUAUUGAAAAUUUUGUCUUCAAGUCCUUAUGGAUUGUCCUCUCAUAUAUAUGAUACAUUAUUAGUUUUCAAUUCCUGAACCAGAUAAUUAACCUUGGCAA
Quercus lobata is the source of this 1763-nucleotide messenger RNA. RefSeq names its product agamous-like MADS-box protein AGL30. The coding region runs from base 192 to 1250 and encodes 352 amino acids. NCBI's taxonomy places the organism in Eukaryota, Viridiplantae, Streptophyta, Magnoliopsida, Fagales, Fagaceae. Gene Ontology annotation, molecular function: protein dimerization activity; DNA-binding transcription factor activity, RNA polymerase II-specific; cis-regulatory region sequence-specific DNA binding. The transcript has 12 exons. Gene Ontology annotation, biological process: positive regulation of transcription by RNA polymerase II. The record is from RefSeq and is a predicted model, not a curated record.